AAUUUUGUUUUUUGUUUUGCACCCGAUAUGUAACACCUCUACUGCCCCCGACUAAUCCGGUACAUGUUACCUUCCAACCAGAACAAAUACUUGGUGACUAUGCCGACCAACACGCAAUAUAAAGAAAUUACCUAUCUUUUUUUUUUUUUUUUCCUACUAGAGUUUGAACUCUCAACGGUUUUCACCCACUUAAUUGUCACACCCUUGAUUAUAAGUUAUAACCCUACUUCUUAGUCCAACAGAGAAAAAGACUUUCCAUCUCCAACCCUUCUUUCUUCCUCAGUUUAAGCCAUUUUUCAAGCUCACCAUCCUUCAUACCGUUGGAAAGUAAAGCAAACCAAAUAGUUACCGUAUUCAAUGAACUCCAAGAAUGGAUCACAAUGGCCAAGGAGAUCAAAUUUUGUGCACAACUUGUACAUACUUCUCUUAUUCCUCUUCUUGAAACUCUUUCUUCUUGUUCAAUGUUCUAACAACAGCCUUACAGAAUCACUAGAAGUUAUUCUUCAUGAACAUGCUUUCAAGACUUUAGUUCACCAACAUACUGGAUCUUUAUACAAUGCUAGUGUUCCUUCAAGUCUAGCAGGUAUGAAACUCUCACUAGUGAGGUUAAGAAGCAAGACAUUAUGGGAAAAAGGUGCAAAUUUUAGUGGAUUUUCAAUUCCUCCAAGAACUAUUCCAGUACCUUAUGUUAAAAGAAUCCACAUUGUGUACAAUGAUUUAGGCAACUUGUCUUCUCAUUACUUCAAUAUAUCAGGUUACAGUCUCUUAACUUCUGUUAUUGGUUUCAUGGUUUAUGAUGCACCAUCACAUAUUAGCAACAUUACAAGUCUCGCAAAGAUUGAUCUUAGACCAAUGGGACAACCUAUAUCGAUCGAGUUCAAGAAUUUAACAUUGAUGAAAGGAAGAACAAUAAAGUGUGCCAUGUUUGAUGAAAAUGGAAAAUUUGCACUUAAUGAAAUGAGGUUUCCUAACUUAUGUUACACAAGAAAUCAUGGUCAUUUCACUGUAGUGUUACCUUUAGAGAACAGGAAGAAGAGGAGAAUAUGGGGAUUUUUGGUCAUCGGAUUUGUUAUCGGGCUAUUUGGGGUGGCAUUGGUGGUUGUUGUGGGAAGGAUGGUGAUGGGAAUUUUUAAAGCUAAGAAAACAAGUAAAAUGGAAAGAGAAGCAGAGGAAGGUGUGUUUUUGGGAAAUAUUAUGGUUGGUAGAAGUAAAAUGCCUGUUGCUAAUGUCACAAGAACUCAUCCAGUACUUGAAGGACCAUGUUUUCCAUAGUUGUGUCAUUUUAUUGAGAUUAGCUGGUUCUGUGUUUUAAAGCACCAGUUUAGCUUCUCCAGGUCAGAUUUGAACUUCAGCCCACUUCAUCAAUUCAGAACUGACUUGCCUGAACCAGCUACACUCAGUAAACAAAUGUAAGGUGGUCUCUACUGUCUGUGCAUCACAAAGACAGCAAGUGGCAUCAUCAACUGGAAUAUUCAAAUGCAGUAACCUCUCCUUUGUAAGAUACCUUCUCUGCACAGCUAACCACAUAAUAAACCUGUGUUUUGGCUGUGCAACUGCACUCCAUAUCAAUUCAGCCGACCUCCAUCUCCGCUGAUGUCCCACAAGCUAUUUAUAACCUCUAGUGAUGGAAUAUUGUCCAUCUGGAGUGAGGUGAUAGCUAUCAUGAGAGUACCAUAUUCUCAUAUCUUCCUUUAAAGAGUUCAACUUUCUCCAGUACUAACUACUGUUAAGUGCAGCCUUGUGCAUCCAUGCUUUUUGCAACUUCUAUUCUAUUCUAUAAAAAUUCAGUCAUAUUUGCUCCAAUUUUAAACACUAUGUGAUUUCUUUUCAUUUGCUUAAACCUUAAUGGACAUAGUUGUCCGAUACGAUACUUAUGUUGAUGAGAGAGAACAUGUAUCCUCUUCCUUUUUGCCUAAGCCGUGUUGGACAAAGUUAUAUGUCCU
Lycium ferocissimum is the source of this 1943-nucleotide messenger RNA. RefSeq lists its product as uncharacterized. The transcript is spliced from 2 exons. NCBI's taxonomy places the organism in Eukaryota, Viridiplantae, Streptophyta, Magnoliopsida, Solanales, Solanaceae. The record is from RefSeq and is a predicted model, not a curated record. The coding region runs from base 358 to 1272 and encodes 304 amino acids. Gene Ontology annotation, cellular component: membrane.